Molecule: messenger RNA, 1860 nt
Organism: Colossoma macropomum (tambaqui)
Lineage: Eukaryota; Metazoa; Chordata; Actinopteri; Characiformes; Serrasalmidae
Gene: kmt5aa
Product: lysine methyltransferase 5Aa
Exons: 7
Coding region: 299-1231 (310 amino acids)
Molecular function (GO): histone H4K20 methyltransferase activity; protein binding
Source: RefSeq, a predicted model, not a curated record
CGGAAUAUUAUUGGCCUUUAAAACGCUCACAUGGUUUCCUCUCGUGAAUGAGUUAAAAGUGCAAACAUGGCGGCGUGAAACUGUAAAAACUAGCUCGGGCGAGGUACAGUAAAUGAAAGAGCUGAAAAAGUUAGCUUUUUUAGCGCCGGAGAGCCACUCUGUUGUCAGUAGCAGUGGAAUGCCUUCACCCUGCACCGCCUGGAAGACGGAAAGUGUGGAGAUAAAGUAGGUUUCUGCUCGCUUGCUAAAGCCAAAGCCCGCAACGUCGCCGAAAACAAUAAGAGUAAAGAAGACUGAAAUGAACGGGGACGUAUUCUGCAAUGGACACGCUACACUUCACGGUUUCUUGAGCCACAGCGCCUCGAAGGCAAAUCAUCAUGAGGAGAUCUCCGUCAAACUCAUCCAAGACGGGAAGUCCAGGAUAUUCUGCACCCAGGCCGAGGCACAGAAUAACUCAAAGAGACCCUGUACUGUAAAUGGAGAAAUCAUUCUCCCUAAAAUGGCUGUGAACGAAGACCUCCACCAUCAAACACAGAGAGCAGAAGAACAGACAAGGCCACUGCAUUAUGUGCAAACCUUUUUACCCUCAUCAACUGAAGUCACUCCAGAGGUCAACAGCACUCGCUGUCAGAGGAAAACAGUCUGUCCUAAAAUGAAAGUGAAGAAAUCUUCACAGAGAGUUGCAGAGAGCAAGAAUUCCCAGAACCGGAAGGUCACAGAUUACUAUCCCAUACGAAGAAGCUCAAGGAAAAGCAAAACGGAAUUAAAGUGUGCAGAGAAGAAACACCUAGACGAGCUGAUCACAAAAGGGAUAGAGAAUGGAAUGACGGUCAAAUACAUUGAAGGAAAGGGAAGAGGGGUUUUUGCCACUCAGCAUUUCCAGAAAGGACAAUAUGUGGUGGAAUAUCAUGGCGACCUGUUGCUGAAAACUGAUGCGAAGAAAAGGGAAGCUAUAUACGCACAAGACCCAACUACUGGCUGCUACAUGUAUUACUUCCAGUAUCUCAGCAAAACAUAUUGUGUUGAUGCCACGAAAGAAACUGACCGUAUGGGACGGCUCAUCAACCACAGUAAAAAUGGCAACUGUCAGACCAAGCUCCACGACAUCAAUGGAAUACCUCACCUGAUCCUUGUGGCCUCCAGAGAUAUAGAGGAGGGAGAGGAGCUGCUGUAUGACUACGGCGACCGAAGUAAAGCCUCGAUAGCAGCUCACCCGUGGCUCAAACAUUGAUUCCGAGAAGGGAACUACUAACACCCUGUUUCUUAAAUACAGUUUUUAAAUGUAAUUAUUGCCUUAGCAAACUGAGAAUGUUUAGGGGGUAGUACUUGUUUGGGUGUGUUAAACAGUGACUUAAACACAUUUAGGUUACGGUACAUAUUCUACAUGUCCUACAUGAUACUUUUAAAGAUAUUUAUCCCGCUAUAUGACAUGCUAGUUUUGACACAUUUCUUUUUGUAUAUUUUAUAUACUUGUAGAUCAGUGCUUCCAAAGCAUGCAGUUAUAGUUCAACUUUCUGCAUUUUUUUAUAUAAAAACAGUUUUCUUAAGCCAAUGUAUGUUAGGUAGUGGCUUAGCAAUAAUUAUUUAUGAUGCCCCAAUAGAAAACAUGUCUGUGGAAUGCAAGUGACGCUUAGAAGAGCCAUGUUUUAAAAGCUUGGGAUAACUGGAAGGUACCCCUGUCCCUCGACUCGAUUUAGAAUCUGAUCGUUUUAUGAUGUUCAGCGUGUUAUUUCAUGGAUUUCAACAAACCUGUACCUCUUGUUGAGUGUCCAGUAUCAAAUGACCCAAGUCAAAAGUAUUCAGUUGAUUCUGUAUGCUGGGUUAGAGGCAUUGUUAAAUAAAAUGGUUUUAUGCAAUUUU